Callorhinus ursinus (northern fur seal) is the source of this 1491-nucleotide messenger RNA. It is a transcript of the gene TMEM216, whose product is annotated as transmembrane protein 216. NCBI's taxonomy places the organism in Eukaryota, Metazoa, Chordata, Mammalia, Carnivora, Otariidae. The record is from RefSeq and is a predicted model, not a curated record. Gene Ontology annotation, biological process: non-motile cilium assembly. Gene Ontology annotation, cellular component: ciliary transition zone.
GCCUCCGGUUCUGACUCACUUUGGUGUCCGCUAACUACCUGGUACCUGCUAACCCCCACCCGGCAUUUGCAGAGCACGGUCGCGCAAACCGUUUCUCAUUUUAAGACCGUUGUUAGAAAAGAGAAGCGUGGGGCUAGGGCCUAUUUACCAAUCCUGUGGUCACGCUGCCACAAACUGACCACUUCUGCCAAUGCACUGUCACCUGGGGUUGGCGAGCCCGAGAACGGCCUUUGCCCCGGGGCCCCGCGGACGAUAACCUUGCUCCCUGCCACUGCCCCCCCCCAGGCUCAGCGAGCCGAAAUCCCAGCGACGGCGCUCUACGCUCGCGCUCCUCCCCGCGCACGCGUGGCCGGCCUCGCGCGAGCCCCGGGCCCUGGAAACCAUAGAGUGCCGCGGGCGGACAGAGGGGCCAGCAGCCGGGGUCGCUCCAUCCCCGCUUCCGGCCGCGCCUCGCUGCUCUGGGAGCGGCUGCGGCGGCGUACGCAGUUUCCAUGGGGACUGAAGAUGGCGCCGCGAGGUAAACGGCUGUCCUCUACCCCGCUGGAAAUCCUGUUCUUUCUGAACGGGUGGUAUUAUGCUACCUAUUUUCUGCUGGAACUCUUCAUAUUUCUGUAUAAAGCUCUCCUGCUACCAUAUCCAACAGCCAACCUAGUACUGGAUGUGGUGAUGCUUCUCCUUUACCUUGGAAUUGAAGUAAUUCGACUGUUUUUUGGUACAAAGGGGAACCUCUGCCAACGAAAGAUGCCACUUGGUAUUAGCGUGGCCUUGACCUUCCCAUCUGCCAUGAUGGCCUCCUAUUACCUGCUGCUGCAGACCUACGUACUCCGCCUGGAAGCCAUCAUGAACGGCAUCUUGCUCUUCUUCUGUGGUUCAGAGCUGCUGCUUGAGGUGCUCACCCUGACGGCUUUCUCCAGUAUGGACAGGAUUUGAAGUACAAGCAUUUCAGCCAGCAGCCCUCAUGGGCUGAGACCACAGAUUCUUCUGGUCUUUAGCCACACCAAUGAGAAUUGGUGAGUCAGGUUGUCCUGGUAAGGGUUGCAGCUUUUCCUCAACACAGACAUUCGGGCAACAAACUGAGUGUGAGGCCACUGGGCAUCAUCUUCUAAACCAGGACCAUCAGCCUAAGAGAACUGUUGUAUACUCCAGUGUAGGGAGGGGCAAGGUUGGCCCAUCCUGGCCCGUCUCAGAACCAGUUCCCUGCUGAGCUCCAGUUCUCUUUGAUCCUCGUGGCCAGAGCAUCUUGUGUGGACCCUGUAGGCUCCUUGGGCUUCCAGCAGGACCAGAGCCACAUACUCCUCGUAUGUGCUGUGCCACCCCUGUCACACGAGCACAGAGAGCCUCGGGACGGUCUGCUCCCAGGGUGAUGCACAAGCCUCUCACCUUGUUCCUCAGAGACUGAGCUCCAGAACUUUAUUAGCGGCUCAUAGUGUUAUUUUUCUACUCUCAUCAUGAAACAAACGUUAUUUUAUAAUAAAUGUGUAUUUUCUAUCA